This is a messenger RNA of Pteronotus mesoamericanus, 1039 nucleotides long. RefSeq names its product V-set and transmembrane domain containing 4 (gene VSTM4). Lineage: Eukaryota; Metazoa; Chordata; Mammalia; Chiroptera; Mormoopidae. Gene Ontology annotation, cellular component: membrane. The record is from RefSeq and is a predicted model, not a curated record. The coding region runs from base 22 to 981 and encodes 319 amino acids. The transcript has 8 exons.
CGGGGCGGCGGCGGAGAGGAGAUGCGGCUGCUGGCGCUGGCGGCGGCCGUGUUGCUGGCGCGGGCUCCGGCCCCGGAGGUCUGUGGGGCCCUCAAUGUUACUGUGUCUCCAGGGCCCGUGGUUAACUACUUGGAGGGGGAAAAUGCCACUCUUCUCUGCCACAUCUCCCAGAAGAGGCGGAAGGACAGCUUGUUGGCCGUGCGCUGGUUUUUUGCGCGUCCCAAUUCCCAAGAGGCCUUGAUGGUUAAGAUGACCAAGCUCAGGAUUGUGCAGUACUAUGGGAAUUUCAGCCGCAGCUCCUACAGGCAGCGGCUGCGCCUCCUGGAGGAGAGGCGCGGAGUGCUGUACAAGCUCUCUGUUUUGACUCUCCAACCAGCGGAUCAAGGGCAUUACGUCUGCAAAGUUCAGGAAAUCAGUAAGUACAAGAAUAAGUGGACAGCCUGGUCCAACGGCUCCUCAGAGACAGAAAUGAGAGUGAUUUCCCUCAAAGCUUCGGAAGAUUCAUCCUUUGAAAGGAAGAAAAAGACUUGGGCAUUUUUUGAAGAUCUCUACGUGUAUGCUGUGCUCGUGUGCUGCGUUGGGAUCCUCAGUGUUCUGCUCUUCACCCUGACCAUUGUCUGGCAGUCUGUGUUUAGCAAGAGGAAGUCCAGAGCAAGACAUUAUUUGGUGAAAUGCCCUCAGAACAGCUCAGGGGAGACUGUCACCAGCGUGACCAGCUUGGCCCCAUUGCAGCCCAAGAAGGGCAAGCGGCGGAAGGAAAAGGCUGACGUUCCUCCUGCAGUCCCUGCCAAAGCACCCAUAGCCGCUACCUUCCACAAACCAAAGCUGCUGAAACCACAGAGGAAAGCCACCCUGCCAAAGAUUGCUGAGGAGAACUUGACCUAUGCUGAGCUGGAGCUGAUCAAGCCCCAUCAGGCUGCCAGAGGCAUCCCCACCAGCACUGUGUAUGCCCAGAUCCUCUUUGAGGAGAACAAGCUGUAAUUCCAUGUUCUGUCCCGUGGUCCUAUUUAAUACCUGCCACCCCAGUUAUUUAUGAAAA